Molecule: messenger RNA, 1593 nt
Organism: Dovyalis caffra
Lineage: Eukaryota; Viridiplantae; Streptophyta; Magnoliopsida; Malpighiales; Salicaceae
Source: the annotation of a GenBank genome assembly
AUGCACCCGCCAAACCAACAACAAUGCAAGCCUAUACUCGCUCUUGCUUCCACGCUUGUUUCCAUGGCAGAGACUUGCCGCUCUAUGUCCCACCUCAAGCAAAUCCACGCCCACUCCUUUCUAACAGGCCUCCACGACAACUCCGUUAUCCUCGCCAAGAUGCUUCGCUUUGCUGCCGUCUCACCUUCCGGUGAUUUAGCAUACGCUCACAGCCUGUUCGAUCAAUUGCCCCAUCCAAAUACUUUCUUCUAUAACACCCUCAUUCGCGGCUAUGCUAAAAGCUCAAUACCUUCUUAUUCUUUGCAUUUAGUUAGUCAGAUGAGGCGAAAUGGCGUAGACCCAGAUGAAUUUACUUUCAAUUUCUUGAUAAAAGCGCGAUCAAGAGUGAGAGUGAAUAAAAAUUGCAACCUCCCAUUGAUCGUAGAGUGCGAUGAGAUACAAGGGGCGGUGUUGAAGUUUGGCUUUUCUUCACAUUUGUUUGUUCAAAAUGCGUUGAUUCAUUUGUAUGCCGUGAGAGGGAAUCCUGUGGCAGCCUGGAGAGUUUUUGAUGAGACGGUGGGAGUGGAUGUUGUCUCGUGGUCUGGUUUGGUUUUAGCUCAUGUAAGGGCUGGAGAAUUGGACCGUGCAAGAUGGGUUUUCGAUCAGAUGCCAGAGAGGGAUGUGGUGUCUUGGACGUCAAUGGUUUCUGCAUAUUCGCAAGCUAAGUAUUCGGGGGAGGCGUUAGAGUUGUAUAGGGAUAUGGUAGAUGCAGGAGUGAGACCAGAUGAGGUCACUCUUGUUAGUGUGAUUUCAGCAUGCACUAAUCUGGGUGAUUUGCAAAUGGGGUUUAGUGUGCAUUCUUAUAUUGAUGAGAAUGGGUUUGGAUGGAUGGUUUCGCUUUGUAAUGCAUUGAUUGAUAUGUAUGCAAAGUGUGGAUGUAUGGAUAGAGUGUGGCAGGUGUUCAGUAAGAUGAGAAAGAAGAGCUUGGUUACAUGGAAUUCGAUGAUUUCUGCAUGUGCUAACAAUGGGGACCCUGAAGAUUCAUUUGAGCUGUUUAAUUGUAUGAUGAAUUCUGGGGUUGCACCUGAUGGGUUAACUUUCUUAGCUAUUUUAACUGCGUACGCACACAUGGGGUUGGUUUAUGAAGGUUGCAGGCUUUUUGAGAGCAUGCAGAGGGACUACGGAAUUGAGGCAAGUAUUGAACAUUACGGAUGCAUGAUAAAUAUGUUAGGUCAAGCAGGGUGGUUAGAGCAAGCAUAUGAACUAAUUUCCAACAUGCCAUUGCCAAGCAAUGAUGCUGUUUGGGGAGUUUUGCUUGCAGCCUGCAGAAAAUAUGGUGAUACGUAUAUGGGAGAGAGGGUUGUGAAGAAGCUAAUAGAGUUAAAACCAGAUGAAGGAUGGUACUAUACUAUUCUUCGAGAUAUUUAUGUUGCUGCAGCACUGGUGAGGCAGCGUGGUGCAGUAAGCAGAAAGCAUCACGACAAGGUUCGAUGGUUGGGACUUGGAGGGUUCUAUUUGGACUUCUUGAAAGAAGCAAAGAUAAUUGAAGCGUUGGCAAUUGGAGAAGCUGUGAUGUUUGGAGCUAAACAGAGUUAUCCUAAUGAUGAGUUGUAA